AGCUACGUUGCGCGGCAACCGUGUAACCGUAAAGCAAGGCGGCGCUCCCACUGUCGCAGUGUUAGCUGCUAGCUGUUCCGCUCCUGAAUUCGGCCCGAAAGUCGUUCCAAACUCGUUUUUUCGCGUUUAUACGUCAAGCUGGGUUGAUUAAAAUGGCAGAGAAGUUCGACAACCUGGAAGAACAUCUGGAGAAAUUCGUCGAAAACAUUCGACAGCUGGGGAUCAUCGUCAGUGACUUCCAGCCGAGCAGCCAGGCAGUUCUAAACCAAAAGCUAAACUUCAUGAUUUCCGGGCUGCAAGAUAUCGAGAAGUGCCGCCAGCAGCUUCACGAAAUCAACGUUCCUCUGGAGGUUUUUGAUUACAUUGAUCAGGGUAGGAACCCUCAGCUGUACACCAAAGAGUGUCUGGAGAGAGCGCUGGCCAGGAACGAGCAGGUCAAAGGGAAGAUAGACACCAUGAUGAAAUUCAAGAGCCUUUUAAUCUCUGAGCUCAGUAAAGUGUUUCCAGAGGAGAUGGCCAAGUAUAAAGCCAUACACGGAGAAGAUGCUCCCCCCUAGAAACAGCUAUGGUCCCCCCACACUCUCUGAAAUAAACCUGUUUGGGUUUACACAGCCUGAAAACAGUCGUCUACAGGUCCCCGUUUAAUCUGGAUAGUGAAGAGACGCAUCUCUGCUCUAAGUUCAUUCAUCUCUAUUUGACCAGGACAUUCCGCUGACAUUAAAACCUGUUUACCAGUGAGGUUUUUAACACUAAAUCUGAGGCUAAACCUUCAUGUCAAUGCUGAUGCGUGGACUCUACAUCAUAAACAUUUUCUCAGCUCUCAACACACAAAAAGAGUCAACCUUUGUGUUCAUACUGUAUAUAUAUUCAUACUGUUUUUUUGUAAAACAUUCUGCACAGAUCACACCAGAACAUCUCAGGGUUCUGUCGACUUUAAAGAUUGAAUCCCAGUUUUUUCUAUGUAAUUUUGUGCCUGAGCAAGUUCAGUCUUGUGUUGUAAACAUUUUUAUGCACUCUUUGUUAAUAAAAUGCCCUUUUGACGGGA
This is a messenger RNA of Oryzias melastigma (Indian medaka), 1045 nucleotides long. It is a transcript of the gene med10, whose product is annotated as mediator complex subunit 10. Gene Ontology annotation, cellular component: chromatin; mediator complex. Gene Ontology annotation, biological process: positive regulation of transcription by RNA polymerase II. Bases 153 to 557 code for a protein of 134 amino acids. The transcript is spliced from 4 exons. The record is from RefSeq and is a predicted model, not a curated record. Gene Ontology annotation, molecular function: transcription coregulator activity. NCBI's taxonomy places the organism in Eukaryota, Metazoa, Chordata, Actinopteri, Beloniformes, Adrianichthyidae.